This is a messenger RNA of Bolinopsis microptera, 6417 nucleotides long. Its product is annotated as ABC transporter C family member 10-like. The coding region runs from base 127 to 5706 and encodes 1859 amino acids. The transcript is spliced from 42 exons. Gene Ontology annotation, cellular component: membrane. Lineage: Eukaryota; Metazoa; Ctenophora; Tentaculata; Lobata; Bolinopsidae. The record is from RefSeq and is a predicted model, not a curated record. Gene Ontology annotation, molecular function: ATP binding; ATP hydrolysis activity; ABC-type transporter activity. Gene Ontology annotation, biological process: transmembrane transport.
GACGCUUUGUUUGUUGUACAGGAUAUUGUUGCAAUUAUAGUUAUGUUUUCCCUUUGUUAGUGUUGUAAGUAAAUUGAAAAAAGAAGUGUGCAGAAGUGAGAGUGUUAAAAAAGUAUAAAACGCCGAAUGAACGACACAAUGGUGACCCCUAGUCCGAGCUCUGGGAUGGAGUUUGAUAUUUAUCAGUAUUUUACGACACCCAGUCCAGUAAGCCUAGCGGGCUACAACCAGCUCUGUUCUGAGUUCAAUCUGGGGACUGAUCAGUUCGACGUUUGUGGGGCCAUCGUUCUUAGGAUGGGGACCUCCGCCUAUGCAGCGUUUCUGCUGAUAACGUCCAUCAUGUUGCUGAGAUACAACAAGACUGAGAAAGGCUACGAGGACAUAGAAGUAAAGUACUCCAAACUGAGGAUGCACAAACUCACCUGGCUACUCCUUAUCUUCACCCUCAUGUUCGAGCACUACCAACUCGCUACCUGGUUGGUUCUGUUCUGGAGUAACCCUCUGAUAAAAGCGUACGCUAUCUCAGUCUACCUCAUAGCUACUCCUGCUGCUUGGAUUUAUUUCUACAGAGUGGAGAAGUACCAUGUUAACCCUAUCUUCUUAGUCGGGCACACAAUGUAUACCGGAGUGGUAGCUUGCAUUAACUACAUGCUAUUCGUGUCCUUCCUUCCCCAAGCUUCUCAAGCAGAUGGUCUCUCUGGAAUGGAUGUCAGGUUUGCAAUGUCUGGUUUGGCUCUGUUGGCUCUCAGUAUACAUACUGCUAUCUGCUUCAUCAACAUCUUCAUACCGAGGACAAACAAGACGGACUACACGAAAUUAAAUCUGGAUGACGAUAAUGACGAGGAUGACGACAAAAAGGAGCAAGAGGUGAAGAUUAGUUACGACGACGACCCAUUCCCUGAGCAGCUUAUACUGUGGUUUGUAGGCCCCGUUCUAUGGAAGCACAGGAAGCAGACGUUUUCUAAAAGAGAUCUGGGAAAGAUACCUGACAGAUUUGAUCCUAUGGGGUUCUCAGAGAGGAUGUGGAUCGUUUAUAAUAAGAAUGAGAAAAUGCAAAAGCACCUUAGACUACUGUGGGCUCUGUUCCGGUCCUGUCUGAUGCCGGUGGUAACCACGUUUGGGUUGAUGAUGUUGGUAGAGGUGUUCACUUUAGCACCUCCUCUCAUGCUGGGUACCAUGAUCACGUUCGUGGAAAAUGGAGGUACUCAAGUUGAGGACCCCCUGUAUCUGACCAUCGGAGAAGCCGUAACUAACGGAUUUAUGAUUUGCGGCUUCAUGAUAAAUCUUAUGGCAGGCAGGUCGAUUCUGUCUACCUACGCUCAGCUCAUCAAGAAGAAUGCUGUCCUUAACGCAUUUAAUACCAUGCAGUUCAGUGUUGGACAGAAGGUGUUAAAGUUGGAAUCUCUCAAACACAACGAAGAGUACAAGUUUGGAAAGAUUAUAAACUUGAUGUCACAGGACGUGAAAAAGACGACAAACUUCCUAAACUUCAUCCCUGGCUAUAUCAUCAUUCCACUAAAGUUCUGUGCUAUAAUGUACAUCAUGUUAAAUGUGAUUGGUAAAGCUGUUUACAUCGCCUUCCCCGUAUCAUUUGUGCUGUAUCUGUCCCAAGUGAUCAUAAUCAGACUGACAGUGAAAUAUAGGAAGGAGAGACUGGAAGUGUUGGACAACCGAAACACUGAAGUUAAAAACAUGUUCAACGUCAUACGACUCCUCAAGAUAUACAACCUUACUGAUGUCUACAGACAAAGAUUAUCGGAUAUAAGGGACGCUGAUAUCAAGUUGGGUACAAAACUAGCCAUCCUCGGCUCGUUAACUCAAGUUAUUGGAGGAUGUUACUCGAUGGUUUUCCUAGUAACUCUGUUCAUUGUAUACUGGGUAAUGUACGAUGAUAUCAUGGAUACAGGCACUGUGUUUAUGAGCCUUGGUCUCAUCAUGUCCCUCAAGAAGAACCUUAUGUCUUUCAGUACUCAACUCACUGCUGUCGGAAAGUGCUACGUGAGCGUGAAUCGUAUAGUGGAAUUCUUUAAUCUGACGGAGAUAGCUGGUCUACCCGGAAGUAACAAGAAGAAUAUGGAGUAUUACACCAAGUUUAAAGAUGAUACUCUAGUCAUUACCAACGCUUCGUUCCAGUUCGCUAACACAGACACCCUUGUGCUGAGAAACAUAAACUUGUCAAUACCACGCGGAAAGCUCACUGUCAUACUGGGCCCGUGUGCCUGUGGCAAGACUUCUCUCCUGCAAACCAUGCUCGGUGAGAUGAAAAAAGUGGAAGGUAACGUUAUCUGGUUGGACCCAGCUAACAGUGUAGGUCUCUCCGCCCAGGUUCCGUGGAUAUUCAACGCAACUCUCCGCAAGAAUAUUAUCAUGGACGCUCCUUUCGACGACCUCAGAUAUUCGAGGGUUGUCAAGGCUUGUCAACUAAUAGAAGAUAUUGAUAUGUUCCCAGCGGGGGAUAUGUCUGAGUUAGGACCCAAAGGUACAACACUUUCGGGAGGCCAGAAACAGAGAACCUCCCUUGCACGUGUCGUGUACUCCAAAACUCAGACGGUCUUGUUAGACGACCCAUUUUCGGCUCUGGAUAACUCGGUCGCUAAGAAGGCGUUUAAUGGAGCUAUUAAGAAUCUGUUGCUUGGAACCGGCAGAACUGUCGUUAUGGUCACCUCAUCUCAAGGUUAUGCCAAGCUGGCGGACCAUGUGGUGAUUAUGACUGAUGGGGAGAUAGAGGCUCAAGGUAAACCCAUCACGUUAGAGGAGAAGGGGUACAAGUUUGAGAACGCGUUCGGCACUAAUAGCACGACUGUAAAAGUGGGGAGAAGAGCUCAGAGAAUGGGAGAAGGGAAAACAGAUGAAAGUUCUGAGAACACGGAAACAUCCGGAGGUCGUGGAGGGAGAGGAGGAGGAGGACGAGGGGGAGGUGGUGGACGAGGUGGGCGUGGGGGUGGAAGAGGCGGAAAAUCAGGCGGGGAUGAUAGUUCUGAGAAGAAGCCAACAGGUCCUCUUACUAACGUGACGAUCACGUACAGUGUUGAUCCUUACAACGGCAGAAAGCUUGCAGAGGCCUCCAAUGGAACGGAUUUGCAGACAAACGAGGCCGGGACACCUAUUGAUAAGAAGGGAGUUCCACUAAUGCUGAAUGAAGAUGGGACUUGGAGCCAGCAGUCAGACGCUAGGAAGAUAGAGAUUGGUAAAAACGAGCAAGGAGUGAAAGUGGGGGUCUUAAUGGGAAAGAAGGGCCGUAAAGAGAUUCCUCUCAAUGAGCACGAUACCCCAUUAGAUAAAAUCGGGGUCCCGAUGGUACUGUUAGAGGGUUGCACUGAUAUCUGGGUCUCUACUACCUCCAAGGAGAAACGCCUGGAGUUGCUGGUGCAGCAAGGGAAGAUUUCGGAGGAUACGAAAGCUAAAAAAACACGUGGAGGCGGUGGUGGCCGAGGAGGUGGUGGUGGCCGAGGAGGUGGUGGUGGCCGGGGUGGGGGUCGUGGUGGUAAAUCUGAAAAAGUAGAGUCGAAUUCGGGAAAAGAUGAAGCAGAGGAAAAAAAGAGCAGUGGAAAAGACGGAAAAAAAGGGGGCAGGGGAGGAAGAGGCGGAGGAGGAAGAGGAGGAGGCAGAAAAAGAUUUGCUAAGGAUGAAAACGGAAACUGGGUAAUAAAGACAGGAAAGGAGGAGGACGGGAAGCUGAUCCGAGAAGAGAAGGUAAUGAUAGGUCACGUCAACAGAACAGUAUACGCCAGAUUCAUCAAGGACUUUAAGAUCAGUCUUAUUCUCCUGGCCCUUUCCCUCAUGAUCAUCAACAUGUGCAUACAGACAACAUCAGUGAUAUGGCUAACUAUGUGGACCAGUACAAACAGAGUGGGUUACCUUGACAACAGCACCAUGAACCAGACCCAGUUAGAGAACCACCAUAUCCAGAACAUCUUCCCCGACUCUAACUCUAGCGAUCUCUACAAUCAGAGCGCACUUUAUCAGCAUGUUUAUAAUAAGAGUAACCACGACAGAGUGUACAGCAAGGCACUGGACGGGGUAUUAGAACUACAUCGCAACGCGUCGCGUAGCAACGAGUCAACACUAUUAGAGCCCAUCGUAAAAGAGGACCAAGUCACAGGAUACGACGCUACUUAUGUGUUCUUUACGAGCAGACCUACACAAUUCUACAUUCUCUGCUAUGUGACAAUCGUACUUACAGCUAUAUUCACCAACGUUUUAAACAGGAUUUACGUGAAGUUGAUGUGUUUCAAGUUAUCAAAGCGCAUGUUCAUGAGAAUGUUGGAUACACAGUUCGCAGCAACAUCGCGCUACUACGACGAGACACUAGUCGGCAGAAUUAUCAACAGGUUCACAAUGGAUAUGAACAAUGCUGAGCAGUCUGGAAUAAGAAGCAUUCUUGCGCUAAUUAUGGGUAUUCUUGGUAACAUGAAGUUUAUUGUAAUGCAGUUGUUUGUCUCCUGGUAUGUCAUCCUCUUCUACAUUCCUGCAUUCUUCGUCAUCUUCCAGCUCCAGAACUUACAGCUGCAAACUUCAAGACAGAACAGACGUUUGACUGCAGUAUUAAGGACACCAGUUAUUGAGUCUAUUACUAACAUCAUGGAAUCAGUCACUUCUAUUCGAGCGUACGGAGUAGAGAAAUACAAGCUAAAAGAAUUUAAUGAUCAUCUGAAAAAGAACGCCUGUUCCAGACUUUGGGGGAUAUAUUUUGGUUCAUGGACGGGACUCUACAUUUGUUUCAUUAGUGUCAUCUUCGUAGGUUUUGCCUCUUUGAUGAGUAUCGCUGCGUGUUUGUCUGGAUAUGUACACCCUGCCCUCAUGGGAAUAGCCCUUCUCUAUACUUUCCAGGUGACAAGACAAGUAUCAGGACUUACUAAAAAGUACGCUUCGAUGGAGCAAAACUUUAGCGCAGUUGAGAGGUUAUACCAGCUAGAGGAUGAAACCCCUCCUGAGUACGAUUGUCCUACAUCAAUUCCUCGACCAAACUGGCCACAGUACGGCUUCAUCAAAAUCAAGAACCUGAAAUGUCGCUACGACGAGGCCCUGGGUGACGUGCUGCAGGAUUUAACGUUCGACAUCUGUGCGGGCCACAAGAUCGGGGUCUGUGGCAGAACCGGAUCCGGGAAAAGCUCGUUCGGGCUCGCUAUGUUGAGAAUGCUCCCAAUCCGUGAGGGAACCAUUACGAUAGACGGCAUCAAUAUCAAUGAAGUUUCACUAGGGAAACUGAGAGACUCCAUUACUAUCAUACCUCAAGAACCCAUACUUUUUGAAGGAACGAUCCGACAAAAUCUUGAUAUAUCAGGCAAAAAGACAGAUGAGCAACUCUGGACCGCUCUGGAGAUCGCUCUUGUCAAGGAUGCUGUCUCGGACAUGCCGGACGGACUUGACACUAAAAUAGUGGACGAGGGAGAUAAUAUCAGCAAAGGACAAAGACAGUUGAUCUGUUUUGCCCGAGCUUUCCUUCGAAAUACCCGGAUCUUCAUUCUAGAUGAGGCAACUGCUGCUUUAGAUGCAGAUACAGAUCAGAGAAUACAAAGGGUAAUAUCAGACCGGUUCAAGCAGUGCACAGUGAUCACAGUAGCCCACAGAGUAAACACCAUCGUGGACAGUGAUAUGAUCCUCGGACUGGAAAACGGCAAAAUUGUAGAGUAUGACACCCCGCAAAACCUUUUGUCCUCCAACAAGUCAAUGUUUAGGAGAUUAGUUAAUAAGAGUUUGUCGUGAAGUGAUACAUCAUUAUUUCACUAUACUGAUAACGUUGCUAUGAGAACUGAGAUGGACAAAUACCGUGAUUUAGAAUGUGAACGUUUAUAUGUUGACCGUGACCGGAUCCAAACAGAAUCAGUCAUGUAAUCACAAAUGAAUCGAGCACAGUUUUUAUCUAUCUAUAUACUAGGACUGAUCAGCAAAUAUUUGUGGUUUUACUUUCUGGAAUUUACUGAGAGAAAGAUUGUUUUAAAUAGUUAAAUUAUUUUACUUCAGUUCAGAUAACUAGCUGACUAGCUUUACUGUUGAGAAAGAUGACGUGGUCAUGGGAUAUCUUGACCCUCUUUGAUAAUGACCCCUAAUUAUGAAAAUUACCCUAAUUACGGAUAGGAAACACGAUAUUUUCUAUGCUAGCGUAGGAUUAUGACCAUCGCCAUUCAAGAGUAAUUCUAAUCUAUAUUCAGUCGAAGGGACUAAUAUCUAUGUUUGGUCACAUUUUGAUCAAUAAAAAUCAUUGAAGAUAUUCAAUGAGUUUAUAUGCUGAAAUUUUAAAGACUUUUGUACAUAGUGUACAUGUUACGAUUAUGUUAAUUUGUAUCAGAAAUCAGAAUUUGGAUAGAUUAUUUAUUUUUAACUUCUACUAGAAUACACUUGUGAUGCAUUGAUAAAAUUAUUGUUAACAAUUUGAUGAACGCGUAUUGGGUCAAUACAAGUUCUACUGUAGGCUUC